This is a messenger RNA of Vigna umbellata (rice bean), 2358 nucleotides long. RefSeq names its product ENTH/ANTH/VHS superfamily protein. Lineage: Eukaryota; Viridiplantae; Streptophyta; Magnoliopsida; Fabales; Fabaceae. Gene Ontology annotation, biological process: clathrin coat assembly; clathrin-dependent endocytosis; vesicle budding from membrane. The record is from RefSeq and is a predicted model, not a curated record. Gene Ontology annotation, molecular function: clathrin heavy chain binding; phosphatidylinositol-4,5-bisphosphate binding; 1-phosphatidylinositol binding. Gene Ontology annotation, cellular component: clathrin-coated pit; clathrin-coated vesicle.
CGUUGAAAAGGUCAAAGGGUGAAGUUAGCCUACCAAAUAUGGCAAAGCCCAGUUGUGAUGAGUAGAGUCAAACUGGUUUCAAAUGGGUAUUAACGCAUACAAUAAUAUCAUUGCAUUUCCUUUGUUUCCCACGUUUUUAUGCUAAGAAAACGGGGAAUUUUUACCCAAUUUGAGCUUAGGGGUUGUAAUCUCACAGAGUAAGAAAAGAAAGAGAUAGAAAAAUCUAUCUACCUUUUCCUUUCUUAUCUUCUUUUUUUCAUUUUCCUGUAACAACAUCUGGCAUGAAGAUUCCAACAAAGACAGCAUUUUAUACAUGCCAGAGAUAUCCGUAAACAUUUGUGAUUAAGAAAAAAAAAUCGUUGAAAAAUCUUAAUUACCUCCUUCCGGUGCUCUCGAAGCAGGUUGGAUUCCAAAAGCAUCCUUACUUUUUGUCCUUACCAUCAUACAUAAAUCUUACAAUUUGAAAUAGAACGUUGAAAAAAAAUUUGCAGGGUGUGGUGAUUUUGAAGAUAUUUUAGCGUUAGGGUCGGAAAUUAGAAUAUCUAGGAGGUAAUAAAGCAAAGCAUGCCACAAAACUCAAAGCUGAGAAGAGCCCUAGGGGCAGUUAAGGAUCAAACAAGCAUAGGCCUAGCGAAGGUGGGAAGCAGCGCCUCGCUUGCAGACCUUGAUGUGGCCAUUGUGAAGGCAACGAGGCACGAUGAAUACCCUGCAGAAGAGAAGUACAUAAGGGAGAUUCUGAGCCUCACGUGUUACUCUCGAGCAUUCAUCACUGCAUGUGUUAACACCCUUGCAAGACGUCUCAACAAGACUAGGAGCUGGACUGUGGCUUUGAAAACGCUCAUUUUGAUUGAAAGGCUGCUAUUAGACGGUGAUCCUGCGUAUGAGCAGGAAAUUUUCUUCUCCACUCGACGCGGGACUCGCCUUCUCAACAUGUCUGAUUUUCGUGACAACUCCAAAUCUGGUUCGUGGGACUUCUCUGCGUUUGUGCGCACCUCUGCAUUGUUUCUAGAUGAAAGGCUUGAGUACAAGAUGCAAAGCCGGCGUGGGAAAAGCGGCAGGUAUAGUGUUGAUGAAGAUGAAGAGAGAGAAAGAGAAGCAGAAAUAGAAAAAGAACGAGAAAUGGGUGUAAGAUCCACACCAGUACGUGACAUGAAGUUAGAGCAAAUCUUUUCCAAAAUGCAGCAUUUGCAUUUGCUGCUUGAGCGCUUUUUAGCUUGCCGCCCUACAGGGGCGGCAAAGAACCAUCGUAUUGUGAUAGUGGCUCUCUACCCGCUAGUGAAGGAGAGUUUUCAGAUAUAUUAUGAUAUAUCAGAUAUACUGUCUAUCUUGAUUGAUCGGUUCCCUGACAUGGAGGUACAGGAGUGUGUGAAGGUGUAUGACAUUUUUUGCCGCGUUGGGAAGCAAUUUGAGGAGUUAGACCUCUUCUACGGAUGGUCUAGGAACAUUGGAAUCGCACGCUCUUCGGAGUACCCUGAGAUUGAAAGGAUCACGUUAAAGAAGUUAGAGGUCAUGGAAGAGUUUAUCAAGGACAAGUCCGCCUUAGCGCAAUGCAACAGACCUGAACUACUACAAAAUAUGAAUGAAAACGUAGAGGAGGAAGAAGAGAAGGAACCGGAACCGGAACCGGAACCAGAACCGGAAGAGGAUCCUAAUGCAACGAAGGCACUACCACCGCCUGAGGAAAUCAAGGAGGAAGCGGUUGAAGAAGUGAAGGAGGAGCCAAAGGAAGAAAAAAUAGUGCAGACAGAGGGUGAUUUAUUGAAUUUAGGAGAUGACGCGAUGACUAGUGAAUCACAAGGGGAUAAACUAACCUUGGCCUUGUUUGAUGGAGAAGCAGCAGCAGGAGGAGCAGGUUCCACACAAGCGCUUCCAUGGCAUGCAUUUGAUGAAGAGGCAGAUUGGGAAACAGCACUUGUGCAAUCAACAUCCAACUUGUCCAACCAAAAGCCUACAUAUAGUGGUGGCUUUGAUACAUUGUUGUUGGAUGGCAUGUAUAAACACGCAGAGGUGAAUAGAGUCAUGCAAGGACCAGGGUAUGGGAUGAAUGGAAGUUCUAGUAGUGUGGCACUUGGUUCGGCUGGAAGGCCUUCAAUGCUAGCAUUGCCAGCACCCCCAACAUCAGGACCUGGAGAUUCCAAUUCAGAUCCAUUUGCAGCUUCAUUGGCUGUGGCUCCUCCCUCUUACGUUCAAAUGUCAGAUAUGGAGAAGAAGCAGAGGUUUUUGGUUGAAGAACAGAUGAUGUGGCAGCAAUAUGCAAAGGAUGGCGUGCAAGGACCAGCAGCAGUCGCAAAACUGCACUCUAACAAUACUAAUAAAUCUUACAAUGGAGGCUAUCCGCAAAAUCACCGCAACUUUUAA